AUGUCAUUCAGAUUCGGCCAACAUCUCAUCAAGCCCUCUGUGGUGUUUCUCAAAACAGAGCUGUCCUUUGCUCUGGUGAACAGGAAACCUGUGGUACCUGGACAUGUCCUCGUGUGUCCCCUCCGGCCAGUGGAGCGCUUCCGAGACCUGCAUCCCAGUGAAGUGGCCGACCUGUUUCUGGCAGCACAGAGAGUCGGGAUGGCAGUGGAAAAGCAUUUCCAGGGCACCUCUCUCACCUUUUCCGUGCAGGAUGGCCCCGAAGCUGGACAAACUGUGAAGCAUGUUCACAUCCACGUUCUCCCAAGGAAGGCUGGAGACUUUCGCAGGAAUGACAGCAUCUACGAUGAGCUCCAGAAACAUGACAAAGAGAAGGAGGACUCCCCAGCCUUGUGGAGAUCGGAGGAGGAGAUGGCAGCCGAAGCCGCGGCGCUGCGGGGCUACUUUCAGUGA
Molecule: messenger RNA, 450 nt
Organism: Lipotes vexillifer (Yangtze River dolphin)
Lineage: Eukaryota; Metazoa; Chordata; Mammalia; Artiodactyla; Lipotidae
Gene: FHIT
Product: fragile histidine triad diadenosine triphosphatase
Exons: 5
Coding region: 1-450 (149 amino acids)
Biological process (GO): negative regulation of proteasomal ubiquitin-dependent protein catabolic process; diadenosine triphosphate catabolic process; intrinsic apoptotic signaling pathway by p53 class mediator
Cellular component (GO): cytoplasm; nucleus; plasma membrane
Molecular function (GO): bis(5'-adenosyl)-triphosphatase activity; ubiquitin protein ligase binding
Source: RefSeq, a predicted model, not a curated record